AGAAGAAUGAAUCCAUCCAGCCUGGGAAUUCCUUGCCAAGAGAUACAAUGAAUUCAGAUAUCAGUUCAGUGGUAUCGCGACCAUCGGCAGAUUCGCAAAAAGACCUUCUAGGAAGACGACGAUCUGGAGUCACACCUGUUCGAUUCGUCCCAAAAGAGGAUGAUAAAUUACCAGUUCAUAAAAAAGAUCCAGAAGAUGAACGUUUGAUACGGACCGCUAUUGAGAAUAAUGAAUUCCUUAACAAAAUUAUAUCAGAGCAAAGAAUAAUAGAUGUGAUAGCAGCAAUGUACAUAAGAAAAGUAUCUUCCAAAGAAAUUCUGAUCAAGCAAGGCGACAAAGGAUCGCACAUGUAUGUUUCCGCCAAGGGCAAGUACCAAACGAUCAUCAAAGGAAAAGUGGUGAAUGAGUUCGAUAACGUUCGGGUUUUUGGAGAAUUGGCCAUUUUGUACAAUGCCAAACGCUUGGCCACAAUAAGAGCAGUCACUUCUGGAAUGGUGUGGGUACUGGAUAGCAAUGUCUACCAACAGAUAGUGAUCCGCCACAAUAUUCGAGAACAAGACGAGACGAUGAAUUUCCUGAUGAACAACGAAUAUCUCAAAGUUGUGGGAAAAGACGCUCUACAAGUGGUCGCUAAUUUGCUAAAGUCUGAGUUUUUCCCGACUGGUAAAGAAAUUGUUCGACAAGGCGACAAAGGUCAUAAAUUCUACAUAAUCAGAGCGGGUACUGUGACCAUAACUAAGGAUAAGGAAGGCGUUGUUGGCGUUUACAGAAAGGGAGAUUGUUUUGGCGAACUGGCGUUAUUAGAAGAAGACUGCAGGCAGGCCACGGUGACUGCAGACGCACCCGGAGUUGAAUGCCUCACCCUCACGAGAAAGGAGUUCAUCGAUCAUCUAGGCGAGAUAAAAAAUUUCAAAUAUAUCAGAGUGACGCCAAAAGACUCCAUCAAACCUGCCGCAGCCGAACACGGUGAACUGAAUCUGUUGGAUCUGAAAAUCAGAAAAACUCUGGGUGUAGGUGGAUUUGGCAGAGUAGAGUUAGUUCAGCACAUCAAGGAUGAGAGCCUUGUUUUCGCCCUGAAGUAUCUGAAGAAAGUUGACGUAGUUGCGCAGUGUCAAGAAGAACACGUUUAUAAUGAGAAGACCAUACAGAUGGCGUGUAAUUCGCCUUUCAUAGUUAGGCUGUAUAGAACAUUCAAGGAUCAAAAGUACAUAUACUUCCUUAUGGAAUCUUGUUUGGGCGGCGAUCUUUGGAGUAUGCUGCAGAAGCAGAAAAAUCGUCGAUUCGAAGAGAAAGACGCCAGAUUCAUCUGCGCGUGCGUAUUGGAAGCUUUCGACUACCUUCAUUCCCGAGGUGUCAUUUUUCGGGAUCUGAAACCGGAAAACUUACUGAUUGCACUGAACGGCUAUAUAAAACUAACAGAUUUUGGAUUUGCCAAGAAACUUUCCGGGCAGAGCAAAACCUUUACUUUUGCCGGAACACCGGAAUACGUUGCUCCGGAAAUAGUUUUGAACAGGGGACACAACAGGGCGGUCGACUACUGGGCGUACGGAGCUUUCAUUUUCGAAAUGCUGACUGGCAGGACUCCCUUCAGGACGGAUGACAGCAGCCAUAUGCGCACUUACAACAAAAUCCUCAGCGGAAUAGACAACAUCAGUUUUCCCACCUACGUAAACCUCAAAGCGAGGCAUCUCAUCGAGAAACUGUGCCAACCGGUACCAUCGGAACGACUAGGGAUGAGUAAGGGUGGGAUUCAAGAUAUAAAGAAUCAUAAAUGGUACUUGGGAUUCGAUUGGCCGGCGUUUGUGAAAUUGCAAAUGCCCUCUCCGUUCAAACCUAAGUUGAGCAGCCCGAUCGAUACGAAAUAUUUUGAUCAGUUCAAAAGAGAUAACGACACGCCACCUGAUGAACUUUCUGGAUGGGAUGAUAGUUUUUGAUCAACUCGAAUUUUGGUUUUCAUCUGUCAGGCCUGAGGUAUUUUUCGGUACUUUGCAUCUUUCAUUUAUAGGAACUACAGAACAGGGCAGGGAAACUAUAUCUUUGAACGGAGACAGGAUUUUGAACGACUUCAAACCGAAACUAACCUUUUAAUCAUAUCUAGCAUGUGAGUUAGGGGCCGUUCAAGGUUUACGUAUUUAUUACAACUAUUAACCCCUCACCAUCCCCCUUGUCAGCACAAGUAAUCAAAGCUCUUACCCCGCGUCCCAUGCUUACGUAAACAUUGUUAUAUGCAUUGUUUUUUCAACGAAUUCUGUUUCUUCUUUGAAUUGAUUCAUGAGCAGCAGUUUUAAUUCUAGAAAUAAGAAAAAAUAUUAAGGAUAUAGGACUUUACCCACAUAAUAUUCAUUUGAACAAGCUUCAUUGACACGGUAUUCAAUAGAGAGUAAGAGAGUAAGUUCGGCAGAGCCGUACUCUUACCAUCUGACCUGAAAGACCACUAUAUUCAAACCAAUCGGCUUCGUUAAGAAGCUGGGUUUAUUUGGCCGAGUGUGAAUAGGCGUGAGCCACAAUAAACCCUUACGGGUUGCGGUGAAGGGUCGAAUAAGCCCACUCACUUUAUACCUAACCUAACCUCACCUCUAAAUUUUGAAUACUGCAGAUCAGCUCAUCAGCACGACAAGCAGCGUCUCUUAUAACACCAACUUUGACAGCAGUGUGCGUGUUUACUUUUUUAUGGAUCUUCCCGAUGUGGCGAUUUAGCGACUUGACGGAAGCCUGAUAAAAACCCCAUGUUUUGCAUGUUCGACUUGAUAGCUUCAACUUUACCGUCGGACAAAAAUAAUCGUAAGGCAUUCGCAGGUAACCUUUGAGUGAAGCAUUUAAGCAUGGAGCUGAAUUGACUGGAAGACUGAGAAAUUGCCUUCCAACAUGCAAAACCAAGUCAUCAACUGUUUGUAUUACUUUUACUGGUGGUGGAAGACACCUGUUGUCCAGUAAUCUAAAUAGGCCACUUCUUGGACGACAGCUUUCUAUGUUUCUACAUUUAACAAUUUUGAAGCAAGUAUUGGCUUUCAAGCACAUGUUCAGUAUACCAUUUAAUGUCUGGGAAAUCGGGAAGCGAGUGACUAAACGUAAACAAUAUUUGUGGGAAUUCCCAAAAAUUCAUUCCGUUUUCAAACAUGGACAAUGUGUGGAUUGCUAUAUGCGUAAAAAAGUAAAUAACUACUGCUGGCGUAAUUACCAUCUAGCUAGACCUCCCGUCCCCCAAGUCAUCAAAAAUGAGCAAAGCAACCCCUCCGUUCCCAAUAGUGCCCCUAAUACUUGAACGGCCCCUUAUCAACCAAUCACAUAAUUUCGUCGUAAUACCCAAUAUCAGCAGAAAUCGUAGAUGUUAAAUCAAAAUUGCUUAUUCAGUGUUUGAUUCUUAUCGAUUUUUACGGUUGUUCAAAGAUUGUUGCGAGGUUUUUUGUAGUUUCAAAACGAAUGCUAAAUUAAUUUUUCUCUUGAAAAUGUUGAAAAAUGCUCACAUAAAAUGACUUAUCAAGGAUUUCAAUGUUUUCAAUAAUCCAGUGGGAAUUAUUCCAAAACUGAUUUAUCUGUGUACUUGUAUUUAUAUUCAUCAGUUCUAAUGUUAUUCGUAUGUGAAAACUUGAAAAUAAAUAAAAUUUACAUGCAUUUCAUUUAAA
Leptinotarsa decemlineata (Colorado potato beetle) is the source of this 3623-nucleotide messenger RNA. RefSeq names its product cGMP-dependent protein kinase, isozyme 1. Gene Ontology annotation, molecular function: ATP binding; cGMP-dependent protein kinase activity. Gene Ontology annotation, biological process: protein phosphorylation. Lineage: Eukaryota; Metazoa; Arthropoda; Insecta; Coleoptera; Chrysomelidae. The record is from RefSeq and is a predicted model, not a curated record.